Eleginops maclovinus (Patagonian blennie) is the source of this 1649-nucleotide messenger RNA. RefSeq names its product steroid 17-alpha-hydroxylase/17,20 lyase. Gene Ontology annotation, molecular function: heme binding; iron ion binding; steroid 17-alpha-monooxygenase activity. The transcript is spliced from 10 exons. The record is from RefSeq and is a predicted model, not a curated record. Gene Ontology annotation, biological process: progesterone metabolic process; hormone biosynthetic process. Lineage: Eukaryota; Metazoa; Chordata; Actinopteri; Perciformes; Eleginopidae. The coding region runs from base 288 to 1649 and encodes 453 amino acids.
CCUUCGACGGUGCGUCACCAACAGGUGUAGCUAACAUGCUAACAGUGGAUCCUGCUAGUGUUUGUGGUCGUGUAAUUGCGGGUUUGACUCGUUAAAAUGUGUUCUUAUGAUGCACGGAGGGUGCAUUUAUACCCUGAUCAGUUUGAGGGAGGACUUCAGGUGAACAGGACUCAGAAUGACGUCUUACUGCCAUCCUCCUCCUGCUCCUCUUCCUCCUGGUUUGCUCCCCGGCUCGCGGCUCUCUCCCCUCUCUCCCUUCUCUCCCCCUGCUGGGCAGCCUCCCCUGGAUGGGAGGAGGUCUCCCCCCCCACCUCCUCUUCAGUGAGCUGGGACACAGGUACGGCCCUGUGUUUUCCCUGCUGCUCGGCCCUCACCUCUCUGUGGUUUUGAACCGGCAUCAGGAGGCCAGAGAGGUGCUGCUGCAGCGGGGGAGGGAGUUCGCUGGGAGACCCUUCAUGGUGACCACAGACCUGCUGACUCGGGGGGGCAAAGACAUCGCCUUCUCAGACUUUUCUCCUCUCUGGAAGCUCCACCGACGCCUCGUCCACAACUCCUUCAGUCUGUUCGGGGAGGGCAGCGGGCGCCUGCAGGACAUCGUCCUGUCCUCGGUGGACGACCUCUGCGUGGAGCUGUUGUCAGGAGGGGGGCGGGGCUUCGACCCGUCUCCCGCGGUAACGAGGGCGGUCACUAACGUGGUCUGCACGCUGGUGUUCAGCUCCACGUAUCGCCACGGCGACACCGAGCUGCAGGAGGUGAUGCGGUACAAUGACGGCAUCGUGCAAACCAUCGCUGGGGGGGGGCUGGUGGACAUCUACCCCUGGAUGAAGGUGUUUCCGAACAGGUGUCUGAGGACGCUGAAGGACUGCAUCACCGUCAGAGACCGGCUGCUGUCCCGCAAACUGGAGGAGCACAAGGCGUCUCUGAAUGACGGCCCCCCCCGCGACCUGCUGGAUGCCCUGCUUCAGGGUCAGGGGGAGGGGGUUCAGCAGGAGGGGGGGGGCAUCACAGACGAUCACGUCCUGAUGACGGCGGCCGAGGCGUUCGGGGCCGGCGUGGAAACCACAUCCACCACGCUGCUGUGGAUCCUGGCCUACCUAGUGCACCACCCCCCGGUGCAGCGGCGGGUGCAGGCAGAGCUGGACAAGCAGGUGGGUGAGCGUCCGGUGUGUGUGUCGGAUCGAAGCCGGCUGCCGUACCUGGAGUGUGUGAUCAACGAGGGCAUGAGGAUCAGACCGGUCAGUCCAGUCCUGAUCCCUCACACCGCCAUGACGGACAGCAGUAUUGGAGGUCACCCGGUGGGUCGUGGGACUCGAGUUUUGGUGAACAUGUGGGCGAUUCACCACGACCCCGAACACUGGGACAAACCUGACCUCUUUAACCCGGACCGUUUCCUUGACGACCGGGGCCAGCGGGUGACCCCCCCCUGCUUCAUGCCGUUUGGGGCGGGACCUCGAGUCUGUGUGGGCGAAUCGCUGGCCAGGCUGGAGCUGUUCCUCUUCCUGUCUUCUCUGCUCCAGCGAAUGAGCUUCAAGCUGCCUGACGGGGCUUCCCCGCCCAACCUGCAGGGGCGGCUGGGCGUGGUCCUGCAACCGCUGCCUUAUAAGGUCGUGGUCACUCCGACGGAGGGUUGGGAGGGUGGGGCCAAGUGA